Molecule: messenger RNA, 1545 nt
Organism: Exaiptasia diaphana
Lineage: Eukaryota; Metazoa; Cnidaria; Anthozoa; Actiniaria; Aiptasiidae
Product: chymotrypsinogen B
Exons: 4
Coding region: 36-1007 (323 amino acids)
Biological process (GO): proteolysis
Molecular function (GO): serine-type endopeptidase activity
Source: RefSeq, a predicted model, not a curated record
CCAAUCCACUUCGGAGUUAGCAUCGCUCCGGCGACAUGUAUGUUCGUCUGGCUGUYGUGUUGGUCUUCUCACUAGUGGCUUUUUCAGAGCAAGAAUUGAUGAACGGAAAUCGCCUCGGCUUUCUUAAUCGUAACAAUCUUUUGAGGAACGUCCGAGGUUUUCGAAGAUUUCAAGACGAUGUUGAUAAAGAUGGACAAUGUGGGUUAGUGARCUCGGGUAGCUCGCGCGUUGUAUCAGGUGACGAUGCUAYCCUUGCGGAGUGGCCAUGGCAGGCGCAGUUAAAUCUUAUUCAGCCGGAGUCUGGUGAUCUCCAGUUCUUCUGCGGUGGAUCUUUGAUUGACARGGAAUGGGUAUUAACCGCUGGCCACUGUAUAAUAGASGACGAYYACACCAAAUAUGUAGUAGACAUCGGAGGAAUCGAUCGCAGAAAGUUUGAAGUAUCCGAACAGGUGUUCAGGGUGAAGAGAAUAAUCAAACAUCGAUUGUACAACAUCGGUGUACCUUAUAUGAAUGAUAUUGCGUUACUGCAGCUGUCACGCAAGGCACGMAUCACGCCAUUUGUYAAYACUGUUUGUUUGCCGAGAGAAGGAGAGAAAGUUCCUCCUGGAUCCAAAUGUUUCAUUUCAGGCUGGGGACAAAUGCUUCAUCCAGGCGAUUCAGCCGAGUUUUUACAACAAGCUGCGAUGCCUGUAGUCACAAAUCGGGMAUGCGCAGAGAAGCUGGAUUCUUCACCCAACGGAGGCCUACGCACCGAUAAUCGGACUUGGCACGUGACGAACGACAUGCUGUGUGCAGGGGAUGCCGGGAAGACGAAGACCAAUGGGUGCUUCGGUGACAGCGGUGGUCCGUUUGUUUGYAAGGAUAAAGAGAGUGACCGCUGGGUCCUUCAAGGAGUGGUGAGCUGGGGCGAUCCUGAUUGCUCAUCGUCCAAUCACUAUACCGUGUUUACGCGUGUCAGUAGUUACAUUGACUGGAUCAAAAGGCAGACAGAUAGAUAUACUGAUUGAUAAAUAAUAGAUGUAUUAUCAUAAAUAUCAGGGAUGAAUUUAAAAUGAUAAAGUUUUGAUAACUUAGUGGAACUACUUCCUCGAGUACGGAAAACACAACUGAUUCAGUAAAGGAARACUCUAUGAUCUCUAUUCAAGACACAGACAUGAAAAACAUGUGAAAAACCUCUAUAUUAUAGACAMACUGAUUUAUACCUAUACUGUCACUUUUCUACUAUGAAGACASCCCUUUACAUUGGGGACAGAGAACCUCUCCAUAUAACGAUCACCUCUGUUUUGCUAACAUUCUUUAGGUCUCCGUUACAAGUUUCACUUGUUUUCAUAAAUACAAAGUAAGCUUUCUUUUGACAUCUAAAAAAAUAGAAUAAAGAKAGCAGAAUGUCCAACAAUCUGCAACACUGGUUCUGGCWAAAAAAGGAAACRGAGAAGCCCUKGKAARGAGUCACAAGAGGARCGAGAGACUUGCCAGAUAAAUUGAAUUAAGGGUUUUUGUUAUUUGUAUAUUUAAAUUGAUAAAUAAAAUAAACCUUAGAUGAUU